AUGGAUCACGGAUCAACGGUGGGCACGCACGACGAGACUCUCUUGGGAAUCCUCGGCGAAGAGAAGAACAUAGCCGGCUUCUUCGACGCUCUCUUCGGCUUUUUGUACCGCUGCACCGACUUUUACGUUGAAACGCCACCCGAGUCCGAAUCGCGUGUCGGCUUACCACCGGGUCUGGCCGAACAGCUCGUCCUCGAAUCUCUGCGAAAGUGGCGAACGCAACCACUGUCCAUGGACGGCACCACAGCUGAUUCAUCGGAACGUCGUAACGGCAGGAGACCCAUCAACCAUCAGGUGCGUUUCAUUGGUGUUUUGGCUGAACGAGCACCACGUGAUUUCUCGAACCCAAAGAUCCGGUCGUCAGCGGAUUGUUACAACGGAGCCGCGUACGACAAGUACAGGUGGAGCCAGACGAUCGGCGAUCUAGACGUACUGGUUCCCGUGCCAAGGGAAAUUCGCCAGGCAAAGGACGCGCGCGUGCAUCUGGACUCCAAGCGGCUCGAAGUUGCGCUUCGAAGCGCCGAUGGCGGCUCGUGGCAGACGCUCCUCGAAGGGCGUUUCAGCCACCCGAUCAAGAACUCAGAGUCGUACUGGUGCCUCGAGCCCGGGGAGCACCUCACCCUGCACCUCGAGAAGGCGGGGGAGCGCUGGUGGGAGGCACUGCUGGACGACGAGCCGCGCAUCGAGCUCGGGAGGAUCGAUUGUUCGCGGAACCUCGAGGAAAUGCCCGAGCGCGAGAGGAUGAAGGUGGAGGAGCUCGUGUGGAGCCACAGGCGGAAGUUGCUCGGCCAACCGACGUCGGACGAGACCGUGGGUUCCAUUGCAAUUUAUAGCGACAGUUUGAUUUUUCCACUUUUUUUUGUUCAUCCGGAAAAUGUAGCAGGUACCGCAAGUGGCGCGGAGCACGCCAGUCAAGGGCACGGACUGAAAGCUCGUAAAAUUCCACCGACGAGUAUUAAGACAUGUGUUAUUUUUUUUCUGCCACCAAUCGACAAGGUCCACCGCAAUUACACUCGCGGUCGCUGUCCCAUCAUGUCCAAGCAAGGAAGGAAUCAUCGUGAAAUUUAA
This is a messenger RNA of Copidosoma floridanum, 1068 nucleotides long. Its product is annotated as nudC domain-containing protein 3. Gene Ontology annotation, biological process: protein folding. Gene Ontology annotation, cellular component: cytoplasm. NCBI's taxonomy places the organism in Eukaryota, Metazoa, Arthropoda, Insecta, Hymenoptera, Encyrtidae. The record is from RefSeq and is a predicted model, not a curated record.